Tachyglossus aculeatus (Australian echidna) is the source of this 3554-nucleotide messenger RNA. RefSeq names its product golgi glycoprotein 1 (gene GLG1). Gene Ontology annotation, molecular function: fibroblast growth factor binding. The transcript is spliced from 26 exons. The coding region runs from base 1 to 3423 and encodes 1140 amino acids. The record is from RefSeq and is a predicted model, not a curated record. Lineage: Eukaryota; Metazoa; Chordata; Mammalia; Monotremata; Tachyglossidae. Gene Ontology annotation, cellular component: Golgi membrane.
AUGGCGGCGUGUGGACGUGUCCGGAGGAUGCUGCUCCUGCUCCUUCUCGCCGCCGCCGCCCGCGCCGACAUGGCCCUCAACGCGGCGCCCGUGCAGCAGCAGCAGCCUCAGUUGCAACCUCAGUUGCAGCCUCAGUUGCAACAGCUGCAGCAGCAGCAGCAGCUGGCCCCCGCUGGGGGUCCGUCCUCUCGGCGGGGCGGCGGCGGCGGGUGGAAGCUGUCGGAGGAAGAGCUGUGCCGCGAAGACGUCACCCGGGUCUGCCCCAAGCACACCUGGACCAACAACCUGGCCGUGCUCGAGUGCCUGCAGGACGUGCGGGAGCCGGACAAUGAAAUUUCUUCCGACUGCAAUCAUUUGUUGUGGAAUUAUAAACUGAACCUGACUACAGACCCCAAGUUUGAAUCAGUGGCCAGAGAGGUCUGCAAAUCCACUAUUUCAGAGAUUAAAGAAUGUGCUGACGAGCCAGUGGGAAAAGGCUACUUGGUCUCCUGCUUGGUGGAUCAUAGAGGAAACAUCACCGAAUACCAGUGUCAUCAGUACAUCACCAAGAUGACUGCUAUCAUCUUUAGUGAUUACCGUCUGAUCUGUGGCUUCAUGGAUGAAUGCAAAAAUGAUAUCAAUAUCUUGAAGUGCGGCAGCAUUCGACUUGGAGAAAAGGAUGCACAUUCACAAGGAGAAGUAGUGUCCUGCUUGGAGAAGGGUCUGGUAAAGGAGGCAGAGGAGAAUGACCCCAGGAUUCAGGUCUCUGACCACUGCAAAAAAGCCAUCCUGAGGGUGGCUGAGCUGUCCUCCGAUGAUUUCCACCUGGACCGACAUCUGUACUUUGCUUGUCGAGACGAUCGAGAGCGCUUCUGUGAAAAUACUCAAGCUGGAGAGGGCAGAGUCUACAAGUGCCUCUUUAACCACAAGUUUGAGGAAUCGAUGAGUGAGAAGUGUCGUGAUGCACUGACAACAAGGCAGAAGCUAAUUGCCCAAGAUUACAAAGUCAGUUAUUCAUUAGCAAAGUCUUGUAAGAGCGACCUGAAGAAAUACCGGUGCAACGUGGAAAAUCUUCCCCGGUCCAGGGAAGCCCGGCUGUCAUACCUGUUGAUGUGCCUAGAAUCAGCCGUUCACAGAGGUCGACAGGUGAGCAGCGAGUGCCAGGGGGAGAUGCUGGAUUAUCGGCGCAUGCUGAUGGAAGACUUCUCGCUGAGCCCUGAGAUCAUCUUGAGCUGUCGGGGUGAAAUAGAGCACCACUGCUCCGGGUUGCAUCGAAAAGGCCGCACACUGCACUGUCUAAUGAAAGUCGUGCGUGGGGAGAAGGGCAACGUUGGAAUGAAUUGCCAGCAGGCGCUUCAAACUCUGAUUCAAGAGACCGACCCCGGAGCAGAUUACCGCAUUGACCGAGCUCUGAAUGAAGCUUGUGAAUCUGUAAUACAGACCGCCUGCAAACACAUAAGAUCUGGAGACCCAAUGAUCCUCUCGUGCCUAAUGGAACAUUUGUACACGGAGAAGAUGGUAGAGGACUGCGAGCACAGGCUCUUGGAGCUCCAGUACUUCAUCUCCCGAGACUGGAAAUUGGACCCCGUUCUGUACCGUAAGUGCCAGGGAGAUGCUUCUCGGCUAUGCCAUACCCAUGGCUGGAAUGAGACCAGCGAGCUCAUGCCUCCCGGAGCCGUGUUCUCCUGCUUAUACAGACAUGCCUACCGCACCGAGGAACAGGGGAGGAGGCUAUCCCGAGAAUGUCGAGCUGAAGUGCAACGGAUCCUGCACCAGCGAGCCAUGGAUGUGAAGCUCGACCCUGCCCUGCAAGACAAGUGCCUGAUCGACUUGGGGAAGUGGUGCAGUGAGAAGACCGAGACUGGACAGGAGCUAGAGUGCCUUCAGGACCAUCUCGAUGACCUGGUUGUUGAAUGCAGAGACAUUGUUGGAAACCUGACAGAAUUAGAAUCAGAGGAUAUUCAGAUCGAAGCUUUACUGAUGAGAGCGUGCGAGCCCAUCAUUCAGAACUUCUGCCACGAUAUGGCAGAUAACCAGAUUGACUCUGGGGACUUAAUGGAGUGCCUGAUCCAGAACAAACACCAGAAGGAGAUGAACGAAAAGUGUGCCAUUGGAGUCACUCACUUCCAGCUGGUUCAGAUGAAAGAUUUUCGAUUCUCCUACAAAUUUAAAAUGGCCUGCAAGGAGGAUGUACUGAAACUCUGCCCAAACAUCAAGAAAAAAGUGGACGUGGUGAUCUGCCUGAGCACCACUGUGCGCAACGACACGCUGCAGGACGCCAAGGAGCACAGGGUGUCACUGAAAUGCCGCAAGCAGCUGCGUGUCGAGGAGCUGGAGAUGACCGAAGAUAUCCGCCUGGAACCCGAGCUCUACGAGGCCUGCAAGAGUGACAUCAAGAGCCACUGUCAAACUGUGCCUUAUGGCAAUGCUCAGAUUAUCGAGUGCCUGAAAGAAAAUAAGAAGCAGCUAAGCGCACGGUGCCAUCAGAAAGUAUUUAAGCUACAGGAGACGGAGAUGAUGGACCCAGAACUAGACUAUACACUCAUGAGAGUUUGCAAACAAAUGAUCAAGAGAUUCUGCCCAGAAGCUGAUUCCAAGAAUAUGUUACAGUGCUUGAAACAAAAUAAGAACAGUGAACUGAUGGACCCCAAAUGCAAACAGAUGAUUACCAAGCGGCAGAUUACCCAAAACACAGAUUAUCGCUUGAACCCUGUGCUGAGGAAAGCCUGUAAGGCUGACAUUCCCAAAUUCUGCCAGAAUAUCCUCAGUAAAGCCAAGGACGACGCCGAGUUGGAAGGCCAAGUCAUCUCUUGUCUCAAACUGAGAUACGCAGACCAGCGCCUCUCUCCAGACUGUGAAGACCAGAUCCGAGUCAUAAUCCAAGAAUCUGCUCUGGAUUACCGACUUGAUCCCCAGCUUCAGAUGCACUGCUCAGAAGAGAUUUCCAACCUGUGUGCCGAGGAAGCCGCAGCCCAGGAGCAGACGGGCCAGGUGGAAGAGUGUCUAAAAGUUAACCUGCUCAAAAUUAAAACAGAAAUGUGUAAAAAGGAAGUUCUGAAUAUGUUGAAGGAAAGCAAAGCAGACAUCUUUGUGGAUCCGGUUCUCCACACAGCCUGUGCUUUGGACAUCAAACAUCACUGCGCUGCCAUUCCACCUGGCCGAGGGCGUCAAAUGUCUUGCCUCAUGGAAGCCCUGGAAGAUAAACGGGUUAGGUUACAGCCCGAGUGCAAGAAACGCCUCAACGAUCGGAUUGAGAUGUGGAGUUACGCUGCAAAGGUGGCCCCAGCGGAAGGCUUCUCCGAUCUUGCCAUGCAAGUGAUGACGUCACCGUCCAAGAACUACAUCCUGUCCGUGAUCACGGUGGGCAUCUGUGUACUGUUCCUGGUUGGUCUGGUGUGCGGACGCAUCACCAAGCGGGUGACACGGGAGCUGAAGGACAGGUAGAGUCUGGAUUGGCCACCAAAGGAACCGCCUGCCCAGUGCCCAGUUUGUACAGCCCUCCUGUAUAGUCUCCCCUACCCACCUCACUCUUCUGAAAGGAGAAACAAACAAAACAUAAAUUAGAACAGCAGCAG